GGCGCCAAGAUGCUCGACGGGAUUAAAAUGGAGGAGCACCCGCUGCGCUCCGGAGCCGCCACCCUCGGCCUCCUCCUCGGGUCGGAGUGCCAGCACCCGGCGGUGUGCGAGGGCUGCCAGCGCCCGAUCUCGGACCGGUUCCUGAUGCGCGUUAACGAGUCCUCUUGGCACGAGGAGUGUCUGCACUGCGCCGUCUGCCAACAGGCCCUCACCACCAGCUGCUACUUUCGGGAUCGCAAGCUCUACUGCAAGCAAGACUACCAACAGCUUUUUGCUGCCAAGUGCAGCGGAUGCAUGGAGAAGAUUGCGCCGACAGAAUUUGUGAUGCGCGCCCUGGAAUGCGUGUACCACCUCAGCUGCUUCUGCUGCUGCGUCUGUGAGCGACAACUGAGGAAAGGGGACGAGUUUGUGCUGAAGGAAGGGCAGCUGCUCUGCAAGAGCGACUACGAGAAGGAGAAGGAUUUGCUCAGUUCCGUCAGUCCCGAUGACUCCGAUUCAGUGAAAAGUGACGAUGAAGAUGGGGAUGUCAAACCAACCAAAGGUCAAGCAAACCCAGGGAAGGGUGGCGACGAUGGGAAGGAUCCAAGGAGACCUAAGCGGCCACGGACGAUACUCACAACACAACAGAGGAGAGCUUUCAAAGCUUCUUUUGAAGUAUCUUCCAAGCCUUGUCGAAAGGUAAGGGAGACGCUAGCAGCUGAAACUGGUCUCAGUGUUCGUGUUGUCCAAGUGUGGUUUCAGAAUCAAAGAGCAAAGAUGAAGAAAUUGGCCCGGCGGCAUCAGCAGCAGCAGGAGCAGCAGAAUUCACAGCGGCUAGGUCAAGAAGUAAUGUCCAACCGGAUGGAAGGGAUGAUGACGUCGUACACGCCACUCGCUCCACCACAGCAACAGAUUGUAGCGAUGGACCAGAGCAGCUAUGCCACAGACCCCUUCCAGCAAGGUCUCACCCCACCACAAAUGCCAGGUGACCACAUGAACCCCUAUGGGAACGACUCCAUUUUCCACGACAUCGACAGCGAUACCUCUUUAACUAGCUUGAGCGACUGUUUCCUGGCCUCCUCGGAAGUAAACUCCAUGCAGGCUAGGGUAGGCAACCCUAUUGACAGGCUGUACUCUAUGCAGAGUUCGUAUUUUGCUUCAUGAAAUUCAAGGAAAGCAACAAAAAUAAGCAAAAAAAGGAGGGGACUCUGAAAAGGACACUGACCGUCUUGAGUAACUCUCCCCAGAACCUUGUUCCUCAGCCAAGACUCUUACAGCCAUAUUUUCUUCUGCUCUUCCUUCGCACUGACUUUGGGCACUGUGAUGACAGGGGCAUGAAACUAAGGGAGACUCUAGUAAACACACACACAUACACACGCACAACUGCACACACACACACACACACAUACACCUUGUUGGAAAGUACAGAAUGGCACCCCUAACCCUCAAAAACAACACUGCCACCUUUGGGCCAAGGAGCGAAGCCACGAUCGAAAGGAGCGGCCACCAUCACCUCUUCAAGAAUCCUCUUUUUGUUGUCUUCUUGGCCACCAUCACAAAGGAAGGGAGAGUUUUCGGAGAGCUUUGCCUUUGAGAUCGCUUUCCAGCUAAUGGAGCUUCCAACGGCCACCAUUUUGGGUUCCGCCAAUAUUACGAAACGAACCGGAGAGACUGGAGCGCACCCUCCUUGCUCUUUCUCACUGAGUGUUUCACCUUCAGUUGCGAACCAAUGGGCCCUCAGAACUGCAAAACGUUUUGAUAUAGCUGCGGUUUCCAAGCCAGCAUCCCGUACUUUGUCCCAUCCGUUUCCCCCUCAAAAUCCGGGACCUUGCCCAUUGGUUUCAAUCCCUUGUACUGUAUGAAACAUGGUGAGGGAGGGGAGGGAUGACCACCUGGGAAGCAAGAAGACUUUUGGAGAGAGAGAAAGAGAGGGGGAAAACUCAGUCAUGUUAUCAUUCUAAUUAUUAUUCUAUUUAAUUAAAGAAAAGAAAGACACGGAAAGGUGCAUGAGCAGGGAGGAUGAAUUUAGAUGAAUAGUAACCAUACAAGCCAUUGGAAAUGAGCAAAGGAAAGGAAAUAGUUCUGAGCGACACAGUUUUCACUUCAUUUUUCAUCCCAGUGUGAACAUAAAAUUGUAACUUUUUUUAAAAUCCACUAAUCCCUUGCCAAAUUUCAUAUUUCCCCCUCUCCUUCCCCUCCUUUGAUUGGCAGUCAUCUGUUGACCAUUCCCUUCUGUUUAUAUGUCUUGGUUAGAAAUAGACUUCACACCGGGAUGAAUGAAUCAGGAAUGUCUUUCAUUCCUGUUUCUUUCCUUCACUCGGGGAAAAAAUCCCCCUCGCCCUUUGAGGCUUUUCUGAAAUGUCUAUCAAGUAAUUGCAAAAUUGCAACUUAUGGGAUCUCUUGGCUUCCCACCCGCACAGCCCUACUUCUUAACCUGAUGAAAUCCCAUACCAAACUGGUUCAGCUACUCCAGAGUUGUACAGAUGGUUGUUAAUUGAAAUGAGGGUCAUGGGGUUUACUUCCCAAAUCUAUGCAGGUUUACUGGGAAGCCAGUCCCAUUGAGUUCAGUGCGGCUUCCUUUCCAGAAAGGAUCCUAGGAGUACAUGUUUUAUAUGAUGGAUUGGUUUCCUCCAGAUGUUUCAGUCUCCACAAUAGCAUGGCCAGUGGUCAAGGAUGACUUGAAUUAUAGGCCAUCACUUCCAUCAGAAGUAGUCAUGUCCUCCACCUUGGAUGGCUAUACUAAGGGACUGGAUAAAUCCAUGGAAAACAAUGGGCACUUGGAUGCUUAGUAGGAAUAAUGGCUGAAAAUUGUGCAAGUACUGAAAGUAAUAUUUCUCUCAGAAUCAACUGGAGGGCGACACAAGUGAGAAGAUGCUAAUGGACUGGUGUCCUGCUGCUGGGCUUGCAUCGGUGUCUGGUGGGGCACUGUAGGAUGAGAAUGCUGGAGUAGAUAAGGUGUUGGUCUACUCCAGCAUGGCUCUUCUACUGUUCUUCAGACAUAUAGCCCAAGUUGGAGAAGGCAUUGUGAGAUUAAUUUAUUAAAACCUGUUGGGCAGAGCAAAAACAAAGGCCAAUAUUUUAGAGCAACUACUCAGUAUACUUAACUAAGCAACAUCUCAUGGCCCCAACCCUCUACUUAGUCCUGGGCGGCAACCAUUGCAAGUGAUGGGAGUCUGCUCUCCUGUCAUGCGCAGCAGACCAACAUUUCUACUCCUUUCCCAUGAGUGAUCCACAUGAGCAUGACGCUCUUGUAAGGCCAUCAGGUUUGGCCUAUGCGUUGCAGUCCUUUCCUCAAUCCCAUGUGCCUGCUUCUCCUCCUCCUCCUCCAUUCAUGAGCCUACCAUUCCUCAUUAAAUCCAUGGUGUCAAUGAAAGCAAAGGGAGGGUUCCUUAGCCAAACCUUUCUUCUCAAGGUAUUAACAGAAGCUAAUAAGAACCAAGCAUGGGUUCUAUCACAGACAGAUAUUCAGAGAGAGUUGUUGGAGAGAACUAGAGGUGUUCCUGGUUUCUUUCACCGCCUGAGGGUUAGGCUAAACUUAAAGGGACGUGAGUUGUCCAAGGUUCUCAAUCCUAUCCCCCAAAUAGAUUCAGGACCUUUGAUAGUGCCUUUAAGGUUAAUCACACCCCUGGCAUGAAGGUACCACCUGCCACUGGUUAAAAAUGACUUCUCCUGAUACAGGAGUAAGAAGCCUGUGAUCCUCCAGGAUAGGGAAUGGGGGGGGGGGGAUAUGUUGGGUUCAUCAGUUGUAUACAGUGUCACUCAAACAGCUUCUGGACGUCUGAAAUCUGGACAUUUAUACCCUUGUGACCCAACCCACACAACCCAAGGAAUUCAUUUAAUCCAUGUGAGCAUUUGAAAACUCCACAUGAAAGAAUUCAAGAAUUCAUAAUUUCCAAUGGUUUCUCCCUUCUGGGUGAUAUUGCAAGAGUUUUUGUCCAUUUUCCUGUGAGUUUUGGGUUGUUGGUUUUUUGCAUCUUCAGGACAUGAAAAAAUCAUUCACGCAAAAGUCUUUCUGGGUGGGUGCUGUUUUCCCCAAAAACGGCUGCACAAAAACUGUGCAUUUGGCACAAAAUCGCAAUCACAAUCCAUUGAACACCAAAAAGUUGUUUUGCCCAUUUUUUAAAAAAAUGCACAAAUGUCGCAAAAAGUCCUGAAACAGCAAAGCAAAGAAAAUGUGGAUAACCUGACCAGAGCUGUGGUCUUCAACAUCUGGAAAACUAGAGGUCCCCCUGCUAUUCCAGACAGCCGUGGUCCUCAAUCUUUGGUCCUCCAGAUAAUUUGGACUUCACCUCUCAGAAUUCGGAGAACCAAAGUUGGAGAACCAUAGCUAUAAAGCUCUGUUGAACUUCAGGUUGGCUGUAGUUUCCUUGUGAAUAUGAAGCUGGUUGAGUUGGCCCUUUCUCGACGCUUGCGCUGCCUUGGCAGAGAUAAAUGUCACUCUUAUUUGUGGUGUGGAUUAUCCUCUGGGAGCAUGAUCAUUGUGCAGGUUUAACCUGAGACCUUCCAGGUCAAAGGUUCUAAAGCAAACCCUUGACCUUCUCUUGAUUUAGGAUUUAUUCUUGUAUUGUCAAAGGAGGAGCCAACUGACAAGCGAAGGAAGCAAGCAGGCAGCAAUAUCUGACAAUAACCCAGUACGAUAUCUUGUUUUUAAUAAUAAUAAUAAUCUGGAAUUGUCAGUGGAAACCAAAAGUGAACCCUAUAUGGGAUGGUGAAGGCUAUGACAACAGUUUAUUAGUCAUUCCUUGUGACUACCAUUCCCAAAAGUAAAGGAGCCCUUUUUUUGGCUCAAAUAAGCCAGGUUGGUGUCUUGUAGCCUUUCAAUCAUGCUUCUGCAGCGGAGGAAAAGAAGAGGCCAUAAACUGAAAGCAGCGGUUAGACGCAAGUAAUUUGGAAAAAGUAUGAUUGAUGGGGUUUUAAUAGCUGCCCUAUGCGGCUGUCAAGCGAGAGGCGAGAGAGAGAUUGUCCCAGGCUAUAGUUUGAAAACAAAUUGGAGACAUUUUUCUCCACUGUCUUGUCAAAUUGGAUGCAAAUCUUGCCAGACUGGAAGGGGGUAUUCUGCUUCCUACAGAUGGGGGGGAAAUGAGCAUAUCAUGUUUCAUUUGCUUCCCACCAUUCAUGGAUAGCUUUCUGAUGAUGCUAGAUUUCUACACCAGAAUCAUAAGUACAUCCUCCAAAGGAAACUCAGGGACCAGCCUUCCACCAAACAGGACCAAGCUCGACUUUUCCAAAUCCCAGUUCCCAGAAUCCUUUGGGGAAAGCCAGCAUAGAACUGUUACAGGUUUGUAUAUCGACCAGUAUAGAACUGUUACGGGUUAGGUAUACUCUAAACAUGAUCUUCCGUUAAACAAAACUCAACCUCAUUUUUACCCAGCCCUAUCCCAGAGACACUCAAAUUCCUGAGAGCCCUGUCUCUCUCACACAGGACCAUGUUUCUUUUUACAUUGUUCCUAUAAGGAGAAUUGGCUUCUUGAUGAUGUAGUAUUUCCAGUUGAGACUCAUCAUCAGUAUCACAAUAUGGAGUUCCUAUUGAUUAGCAGAAGGUGGUCUGAGACAACUAUAAGCUAUUCCUCCUGAGGCUAUCUAACCAUUUCCCUCUCUUGGAGCUUUUCCCUGGAGUAGCCUGCUGUUCCUCAGGUGCAAUGGAGGACUACAUCUCUCCAUCCAUAUUUAAGUGAGGUCCAAGUGCAAGUAUGUCUAUAGCAUGGAGGGAUUGCUAUCUUGUCCUUCAUUUCAGUAGCCGACAUAAUCUGGGACAGCCCUGGUCAAGGGAUCAAAAACAGAGGUUGCAUCUUUGCAACCCUUCAUCAAGGAUUCCUGAAGGAAGACGAGGUGGAGACCUGGGAAAAGAAACAUCCCCAAACCCUAAAAUAACCUUCCAAAAGACAUCCUUUUGACCUUGUUUCUUGCACCGGUCUUCAUCACCAUUUGUCUCUUCCUUUCCAGUGGGUUAAAUAUCUUAUUGAUACUGCCUCCCAAACUGUAAACAAAUUUGCUGGUCUCUGGAUUUUGGGAAGGUUCGGUUUCUGUAAUCCUUGACCAUUGACCAUACCAGCUGGGAUUAGUGGGAGUUGAAGUGCGAGGCCUCAAUCCUUAUUGGGUAGUUGCAACUAGAGUAAAUUGUUGAAUGGUGAACACAUAGGGGGGAAAACACUGAUUCAGAGGGUCUACAUGGUUAAUAUGGGCAAUAAGGCUUAGGCACAAAGUAACUGGGCUCAGAUCCAAUUGUUAGUCUCAACUGGUACAGACUGACUAAAUCAACAUCUGUUUGGUUUUCAUGAUACAUAAAAGCUUGCCAAAAUGCCCAGUCCAUAUUGGAACACUCUUGCCGGUGUCCAGAUGCACAUCUUCACAAUACACUAACCAGGUUUUGUUAUGUUUCCGCAACAUAAUCACAGACGCCUAAAGUUAUAAAAGGUAUACUGUGAUUUAGAAUCUCAGCCAUUCUUCAUAGCAAUUCCUUUCCAAACAGGAGAGUGGGUUUCCUGACACUUGGAAAACCCCUGCCAAGAAUAAAUUAGCAACAAAGGUAUCUUCCCACUUUGCAAAGUCUCUUGUGGUAUCAAUCUGUGCAGAAAUACCUCUGGGUUUUUUGCACUGAAAAAAUGGACACCGUGUGUGUAAACAGACAGGACAUGUUUUCAAACCCAUGCAUUUCUGGACAGAAUAAUUCCCCCUAUGACUUUGCAAAAUGCAAAUACCACUGUAGGCCUGUGCAGAAAUGUUUGGUUUUAAUCUUGCCCUGAAGAGAAUAUUAUGGAAAUUAUUUAUUGCGGCAUGCGGGAAUUAGGAAUGGCAAGAGUUUCAUCACUGGCACUAUUACGUUUCCUUUAAAAUGUGGUUAGCCAGCCCAGCUGCAUCUGAAAGCUCUCUGAUACAUUCCGAUUAAAGAAUCCCUGGAUAACCUCCCCAGAAGUCCUACUUAAAGAAUGUUUCUUUGCCAUCAUUGAUCAAUUUGAACAAGUGCGUCAAUAGUUGGAGAAGGGAAAAUGAUUCAGAAGGAGAUGAACACUUUAGCUAAUGGUUUGUGUGCCCUACAAAAUUCAGAAACAACCCCCAAAAUGAAUGGGAAUGCAACUAAAGAAGAGGUCCCAAAUCUGGGGCAGGGGUUUAGGAUAAGGGUGGGUUUGGUGGAGAUGGUUUUCAGAAGGAUCGGUCUUCAGAAACGGCGGAAGAGAAGCAAGGUUAGGAUUCGGUGUACCAUUAAGACUUUGGACAUGAUCCACUCCACCUCCCAAUGAAAGGAAUAGAUGUGCUCCGAGGAAGUUCCCAUUCCUUUUCAUGGAGCUCACCCAAAAGGACUGGUUUUUAUGGAAACUAGCAAGGAAGGAAGGUGACCUAUGGCACUGUGGUUUUCACCACCGAUAUGUUUGGGCUUGUAGGCCAACUUGAAAUGGAGGAUGAACCCUUUGCUUAAGAGGCCACACCAGCCUUCCUGAGUUCCUAUCUCCCAAGUCCAUAGCUAACAGCGAUAGUUUGAGCAGCUAACUUUCAGAAAGUUUAGAAGGGAAUUCCCAUUUCUUCCAAUAAAAUGAAAAUAAAAUAGAAAUGUUUUCCUUUUUCCCCAUUCCUUGUUUGAAAUGGUCAAUAGACUACUUCAAUACAUGGACUGAUUCUUCCCCCUUUCUCCCCUUUUCUUUAGUUGCGUAUGGCUGUAUGACUUGUAUAUUUAUAUAUUCUGUAUUUAUGUUACCAAAAUGUAGUAUUUUGUAGCUGUUCUGGUUUGUUUAACUUGUAAAAAUAAUUAAUAAUAUUAUUAAUAAUAAUAAUAAUUCCUAAUAUGGUCUCCCAUUCCUAGGCGGUUCUGCCUUUCAAACCUAGCUCCUAAACCUUCGACUCUUCUACUUUCAAACUGUGUUGGCAACUUGCACCGAUCUCAAGGAUGUCGAUCGAAAACCCCUCCUUUUCUCCUCUAAUUUAAUGACUUGCCAUUUCUUAAAUUAUUUAUUAGUAUCGUCGUUGGGUUUUGUUCUUCGGUUGUCACACUUUCACAGCAUUGGGUUAUUUUAUUUUGGUUUUGCUAAAAUUAGUAUUUCUUUUUCCCUGCUGCUUUUAAUUAGCAGUUCAAACGAUGUGAUUCUCAGAUCUUGCGUGUUGUUGGUUUUUUUCCUAUGAAAGAAAAAGAGAGA
Messenger RNA from Sceloporus undulatus (fence lizard), 8105 nucleotides. It is a transcript of the gene LMX1B, whose product is annotated as LIM homeobox transcription factor 1 beta. Gene Ontology annotation, biological process: neuron differentiation; regulation of transcription by RNA polymerase II. The coding region runs from base 10 to 1143 and encodes 377 amino acids. Lineage: Eukaryota; Metazoa; Chordata; Lepidosauria; Squamata; Phrynosomatidae. The record is from RefSeq and is a predicted model, not a curated record. The transcript is spliced from 8 exons. Gene Ontology annotation, cellular component: nucleus. Gene Ontology annotation, molecular function: DNA-binding transcription factor activity, RNA polymerase II-specific; RNA polymerase II transcription regulatory region sequence-specific DNA binding.